AUGAAGGUCGGGGAAGGAACUGUCGGUCACGUGCAGGUCGUUAAAGUAACUGCAAGAGAUUCCCCUUUGCCCUCAAUUGACUAUCUGAAAACAUCGGGUAUGAUCAAAGUGGAAAAUGAAAAGCCAGCCGUAUCUACCGAUUACGUUAUCGAGCAAGACGUGGUACAAUAUGGCGUUCCACAAGGAAUAACCAGAUGGAAAACGCUGGUUAUUACUAAAAUUGCAACUGCCGCGGAAGAGAGCGCACGCACCAACAAGACGGUUGAAAUCGACUGGAGCAAAGAUGAUAUUCCAGAAGUUUGCUUCUAA
Molecule: messenger RNA, 309 nt
Organism: Leptosia nina
Lineage: Eukaryota; Metazoa; Arthropoda; Insecta; Lepidoptera; Pieridae
Source: the annotation of a GenBank genome assembly